AUGGCAACCGUACACAAGCUUUUCAAGUCGCCGUUCUUCGAUUUCGAGUUCCUUCGUCUACUGGCCAUGGCGCCACACGAAGGUGCCGAGAUUGGAGAGGCCCUGGAAGCAGCAGCUAAGAUCAAGGACCUGGAUCCAGAGUCAUGGUAUAGCACACUUCUCGAAACCGGCACCAAGGCAGAAGCUAUCGCGAAGGAAGCCGAGGCCUCUGGAGACCGUGUCGGUGCGCGACGCGCUUACCUGCGCUCUUCAAACUACCUUCGCGCUGCGCAGUUCAUGCUCAAUGAAGGCCCUAUAGGGCAUGACACACGAGUACUUCCAACCAUCGAACGAUCCAUUGCCAAUUUCCGAAAGGGUGUCCAGUAUCGUGACGGAAAGACACUCUUCUUAGAUAUCCCGUAUGAGGGCAGGACUUUGCCCGGUUAUCUGUACCUGCCGCCUAGCUUCAAGCGCAUUCCCGGUCGCAAGAUCCCCAUCCUACUCAACUCGGGCGGCGGCGACUCCACUCAGGAGGAAAUUUACUUUGUGAACCCAGCGUACGGGCCAGACUUGGGCUACGCAGUCCUCACCUUUGAGGGUCCGGGCCAAGGCAUCGUCCUCCGUCGCGACAAGUUGCCCAUGCGCCCGGACUGGGAGGCUGUGACAGGUCCCGUCCUGGAUCACCUCUUUGAUCUAGCUGCUCGUCGUCCUGAGCUCGACCUGGAUCUCGCUCACAUUGCCGUCACUGGCGCGUCGAUGGGUGGCUAUUUUGCACUCCGUGCGGCCUCGGACCCUCGAAUCAAGGCAUGCGUGAGUGUAGACGGAUUCUACAGCUUGUCGAGCUUUGUGGGAGGCAGAAUGCCCGGCCCGCUCUUCAAUGGCUUUAUGAGUGGCUGGCUUUCUGACAGCAUGUUCAAUGGAAUCUUGAGCUUUCUCAAGAAACUUGACUUCCAGGCCCGAUGGGAGUUCAAUCAUUUGAAGUGGGCGACUGGCUCCAAGACGGAUGCGGAUAUCAUGCGUAGCUUUGGUGACUACACUCUGCAAAACGCCGAUGGUACGGAGUAUUUGGCGGACGUCAAGUGUCCGACACUUGUGACAGGAGCAGGGGCCAGCUUUUAUUUCAAUCCUGCCACCACUACAGACAAGAUCUAUGAGUGCUUGACUGGCCUCAAAGAUGGUGUGGAUAAAGAGAAGUGGAUUGCCACAGACGUAGCGUAUGGGGGACUGCAGGCUAAGAUCGGUGCUUUUGGAUAUUCGGCACAGAAAACAUUUGAGUGGUUGGAUGAACGGUUCGAAAUUAAGAGGGAUCCGUUGACGGCCAGCUCAAAUUUGGAAGACUUGGUUAGCAAGUAG
Penicillium paradoxum is the source of this 1332-nucleotide messenger RNA. RefSeq names its product hydrolase psoB (gene psoB). NCBI's taxonomy places the organism in Eukaryota, Fungi, Ascomycota, Eurotiomycetes, Eurotiales, Aspergillaceae. The transcript has a single exon. Bases 1 to 1332 code for a protein of 443 amino acids. The record is from RefSeq and is a predicted model, not a curated record.